Messenger RNA from Hyaena hyaena (striped hyena), 1928 nucleotides. It is a transcript of the gene CPNE9, whose product is annotated as copine family member 9. Lineage: Eukaryota; Metazoa; Chordata; Mammalia; Carnivora; Hyaenidae. Gene Ontology annotation, molecular function: calcium-dependent phospholipid binding. The transcript is spliced from 21 exons. Gene Ontology annotation, cellular component: plasma membrane. Bases 51 to 1712 code for a protein of 553 amino acids. Gene Ontology annotation, biological process: cellular response to calcium ion. The record is from RefSeq and is a predicted model, not a curated record.
CGGCAGCCCCGGUCUCGCAGCCUCCCGCGGUUCCAGCCACUCGACCAGCCAUGUCUCUCAGCGGAGCCUCUGAGCGCAGCGUCCCGGCCACCAAGAUCGAAAUUACCGUGUCCUGCCGGAAUUUGCUGGACCUCGACACCUUCUCCAAGUCCGACCCCAUGGUGGUGCUUUACACGCAGAGUCGGGCCAGCCAGGAGUGGCGAGAGUUCGGACGGACGGAGGUGAUCGACAACACGCUGAACCCAGACUUUGUGCGCAAAUUCGUCCUCGACUACUUCUUUGAGGAAAAGCAAAACCUGCGCUUCGAUGUGUACAAUGUUGACUCCAAAACCAACAUCUCCAAACCGAAGGAUUUCCUGGGACAAGCAUUCCUGGCCCUGGGAGAGGUGAUCGGAGGCCAGGGAAGCCGUGUAGAGCGAUCCCUCACGGGUGUACCAGGCAAGAAGUGUGGGACCAUACUGCUGACUGCAGAGGAGCUUAGCAAUUGUCGGGACAUUGCCACCAUGCAGCUGUGCGCAAACAAGCUGGACAAGAAGGAUUUCUUUGGGAAAUCAGACCCCUUCCUUGUGUUCUAUAGGAGCAAUGAGGAUGGCACGUUCACCAUCUGCCACAAGACGGAGGUUGUCAAAAACACACUGAACCCUGUGUGGCAACCCUUCAGCAUCCCCGUGCGAGCACUGUGCAAUGGAGACUAUGACAGAACAGUGAAGAUUGAUGUGUAUGACUGGGACCGGGACGGAAGCCACGACUUCAUUGGUGAGUUCACCACCAGCUACCGGGAGCUGAGCAAGGCCCAGAACCAGUUCACAGUGUAUGAGGUACUUAACCCUCGGAAGAAAUGUAAGAAGAAGAAAUAUGUCAACUCAGGAACUGUGACGCUGCUCUCCUUCUCUGUGGACUCGGAAUUCACUUUCGUUGAUUACAUCAAGGGAGGGACACAGCUCAACUUCACAGUUGCCAUUGACUUCACAGCUUCUAAUGGGAAUCCUCUGCAGCCCACCUCCCUGCAUUACAUGAGUCCCUACCAACUCAGCGCCUACGCCAUGGCCCUCAAGGCGGUGGGAGAAAUCAUCCAGGACUACGACAGUGACAAGCUCUUCCCAGCCUAUGGCUUUGGAGCCAAGCUGCCUCCAGAGGGACGGAUCUCCCACCAGUUCCCCCUGAACAACAAUGAUGAGGACCCCAACUGUGCAGGCAUUGAGGGCGUGCUGGAGAGCUACUUCCAGAGCCUGCGCACAGUGCAGCUCUAUGGGCCCACCUACUUUGCUCCUGUCAUCAACCAGGUAGCCAGGGCUGCAGCCAAGAUCUCUGAUGGUUCCCAGUACUAUGUUCUGCUCAUCAUCACUGACGGGGUCAUCUCUGACAUGACGCAGACCAAGGAGGCCAUCGUCAGUGCCUCCUCACUGCCCAUGUCUAUCAUUAUUGUCGGUGUGGGACCAGCCAUGUUUGAAGCAAUGGAAGAGCUGGAUGGUGAUGACGUGCGCGUGUCCUCAAGGGGACGCUAUGCAGAGCGGGACAUCGUUCAGUUCGUCCCCUUCCGAGACUAUGUCGACCGGUCCGGAAACCAGGUGCUGAGUAUGGCCCGACUAGCCAAGGACGUGCUGGCCGAGAUCCCAGAGCAGCUGCUGUCCUAUAUGCGCACCAGGGAUAUCCAGCCUCGCCCUCCACCUCCAGCCAACUCCAGCCCAACCCCAGCUCCAGAACAGCCCUGAGGAGCCCACUUACUCUAAUAACUAGCAGUCUGCCUGCCUGCUCAUCCACUGCUUCUGCUGAAAGCCAGAGGCGGCUGGAGCCCUGGACCUCACUGAGGCUAGCUUGGAGGGUCAGUGCUGGCUGGUCGAGCCCUCUGCCCCCUCACCCACAGAAGGGCCUGGCACUGUCACCACCUCCCUGCCUUCAUGCCAAUAAUAAAGCUGAUCUUUACUCCA